AUGCGAGCAGCAAAAGUUUCCAGUAAACGUGAGCCGCAUUGUCGAGUCGUCAUCAACCCAAGAAUCAAGAACGAUGUCGCCGAAUCGGGGGCACAAGUGCUAGGUCUACGUAUCCCUGUUCCUCUUUGCGAAAACAGUCGAAAGUCCGACGUCCUGGCGGCGAAAUUCCGCGAAAUCGGAAAUGAAUUUUGGCGGUCAAAAGCAUGCUUGGAUGCCAAUAAUUAUUAUAACCUCGCCCUGUUCCACUCUCAGUCAAAUAUGGAGAAAGCACUUGCCCUCGGUAACCGCUCCUGCGUUCUCUACUAUCUUGAAUGUUAUCAAGAAUCAGUGAACGAUGUUACGACCGCAUUGAAGCUGGGAUUUCCAUCAGAGAAAUCGGAUCGUCUGCAUGUUCGUGCAGGCCAAUGCCUCCUCCAUCUUGGCCGUUUUGUGGAAGCUAGUAAACACUUCUCGCAAGCCCUGCAAUCAUUGACGGAACCAGGUCUACGACGCUUGGCUGCCGAUGGACUUGUGAAGUGUAAAGCCGAACAGGCUGUUGCCUCGAAAGUAGCCUGGCGAUGUGAACGCGGUGACCCCACUGCCUCCGUUCGGCAAGCUUACGACUCAAGCUUGACAGCCACGUCUACAGGAUCCACGCUUCUGCUCUCUGCCAACACGGAAUCGGGCGCUUCCGUGCGCCUUUUCGAUGCUGGCCCUGCCAAAGGUUGGACACUGGAGACAACUCGAAAUGUCAGGCCAGGUGCGUAG
Molecule: messenger RNA, 747 nt
Organism: Dibothriocephalus latus
Lineage: Eukaryota; Metazoa; Platyhelminthes; Cestoda; Diphyllobothriidea; Diphyllobothriidae
Source: the annotation of a GenBank genome assembly